UCCGAUUUUUCGUUUCCCGCGCACAGACGUGCCAGAGUGAAUGUAAAGUAGAAAAAAAAACUCAGAAAAAAAUGUGCAUACCAAAGUGUUAGUGCAAUGACUGUUUCUCAUACAGCCAACGAAAGUAAACCUAAUGGAUUGGCGGGCGAAAUUAAAAAUAAAAAUUUCAAAAUUCGAAGAAAGUGCGAGCGUGCCAGCAUGUUGUGGAAAACGGGACCUCUUUUGUUUUUAAUAGUUUUCAGUUUGAAAUCAGUGUUGUGUUCGGAAAUUGAAAACGAUGUGUUGACUUUACAAGACGAUUUGGAUUUAAAGGAUGACGAGGAGGCUUCGGAUAGACGGCGUCCUGCGAAUGACCAGGAGAAGGAUAUUUUAUUAUUAGAAGCGUUAGGAAGGCGGAAGGGGUCGCGGCCCAGCAGUGCCUACAGUUCUUCGCAAGAGGAUGACUCUAUCAUGGAUUUACUGGGAAAAAUGAUCCCGCAAACCUGUCGCUACCGCGGCGCGCGCUACGCCUGCGGGCUCAGCAUAUCCUGCGUGCUGGGCGGAGGGAAGCCCAUGGACCUGUGCUCGGGGGGCAUGAUCUGGGCGUGCUGCGUGGACAGAGACAGCACGGAGCGGCCGAGCGAGGUGGCGCCGGUUGUGCAUAAUGCUAGUGACCUUAUAGAGCUGAUUGGCUCUUUCCCUCACGAGACCUUCGACUAUCAAUCCACAAACACCAACCAGUAUGAAGACCCAAUCAUCAUAUACGCAGACAGCGCGCGGCCGAAACCCGGCUACAAUCGGCCGAAACCGGAUAGUAACGCGAAUAACUGGCCGAAACCGGAUAGUAACGGGAAUAACUGGCCGAAACCGGAUAGUAACACAAAUAACUGGCCGAAACCGGAUAGUAACAGACCGGAUUGGGGCGACAGUUACGACCAAAACCACUAUUUUCACGUGAAGCCCUCAUACCACGAGACGACUACGCCGAAGCCCGAAGUGUACUACACGGAUUUUAAUCAAAAUAAUGCAGAUAGUGAUGAUGAUUAUGUUCCGAUUAGCACGCAUGCCGCGAAGCCGCAACGGCCUAGCCAUCCGGGUUGCGGCGAACACUUCACCCGGUCUAACCGGAUAGUGGGCGGACAUUCGACCGGUUUCGGCUCGCACCCGUGGCAAGCCGCGCUCAUAAAGUCCGGGUUUCUGAGCAAAAAGCUCGCGUGUGGAGGCGCCCUAAUAUCCGACCGGUGGGUCAUCACCGCUGCGCAUUGUGUUGCUACCACCCCCAACUCGCAGCUGCGCGUGCGUCUCGGCGAGUGGGACGUGCGGGACGCGGGGGAGAGGUACGUGCACGAGGAGUUCGCCGUGCAACGGAAGGAGGUGCAUCCGUCGUACGAGCCGGCAGAUUUCCGCAACGACGUCGCUUUAGUUCAGUUGGACCGGGGGGUCGUGUUCAAACAACAUAUUCUGCCUGUGUGUCUCCCACAAAAGCAGAUGAAGUUGGUGGGCAAGAUGGCGACGGUGGCGGGCUGGGGGCGCACGCGACACGGGCAGAGCACCGUGCCAUCCGUGCUGCAGGAAGUAGACGUGGAAGUGAUCCCCAACGAACGCUGCCAGCGCUGGUUCCGCGCGGCCGGCCGGAGAGAGACCAUACACGACGUGUUCCUGUGUGCCGGGUACAAGGAGGGCGGCCGCGACUCCUGCCAAGGUGACUCCGGAGGCCCCCUGACCCUCAAGGUGGAAGGCCGAAGCACACUCAUAGGCCUGGUCUCGUGGGGCAUCGGCUGCGGCAGAGAACACUUGCCAGGCGUCUACACUAACAUACAGAAGUUUGUGCCUUGGAUUGAUAAACUGGUUAGCCCUUAGUUGU
Molecule: messenger RNA, 1843 nt
Organism: Plutella xylostella (diamondback moth)
Lineage: Eukaryota; Metazoa; Arthropoda; Insecta; Lepidoptera; Plutellidae
Source: RefSeq, a predicted model, not a curated record